This is a messenger RNA of Armigeres subalbatus, 1113 nucleotides long. RefSeq lists its product as uncharacterized. Lineage: Eukaryota; Metazoa; Arthropoda; Insecta; Diptera; Culicidae. The record is from RefSeq and is a predicted model, not a curated record. The transcript is spliced from 2 exons. Gene Ontology annotation, molecular function: nucleic acid binding; zinc ion binding; aspartic-type endopeptidase activity. Gene Ontology annotation, biological process: proteolysis. Bases 1 to 1113 code for a protein of 370 amino acids.
AUGGCAAUUCUUGUUGGAAUAAUAAUAUUCAAAAAUUUUCUGUCCGUGGAUGUCUCUUCGGAAGCUAGCAGUCUUCCUGGUGAAUGGGAAUUAUGGAAAAAUGAUUUGGAGUCGUUCUUCCUUGCUCAAAAUGUCGAAACACAGCGCGAUAAGCGUGCGCAAUUAGCGUAUCUUGGUGGGCCAGGACUUCAGGAAUUGUUACGCCAUUUGCCCGGGGUUAAUCAAGUCCCACAUGUAUCGAAUGAUCCACCAUAUUACGACGUUGCGAUUAAAAGCCUGGAUGAUUAUUUUGAACCGUUCCGUCGCAAGACGUAUGAGCGGCACAUCUUUCAUCAGAUUGUACAAAACCCUGAAGAAAGAUUUACGGAUUUCGUUAUGCGUUUGCGAAAGCAAAUUUCGAGGUGCAAUUACAAUGCGUGCGUUGUGGACGAACUAAUUGAUGAUCGCAUCACGCAAGGAUGCAAGUCGCAGGAACUUCGGACGAAACUUCUUCAGAGAGAUCGAUCGCUUGAGGAGAUCGUUGCGUUAGGAACCAGUAUGGCUAAAUCGUGGGAUCAGUCAAAGAAGCUGGUAAAACCCAAUACACAAACAAGACCUGAAUUCGAAGUUCAUUCUGUAGCAAAACCGCCUUUCCGUUCGUUUACUCAUCGAAGAGCAACCAACUCACCUGGUUUUCAAUAUCGGAAGCAGUCUGAUCGCCAACAGAACAAUUUCAAUUGCUACGGUUGCGGUCGGCGAGGUCAUGUUCAAGGAAGCAUUGAGUUUCCGGCAAAGCAGACUAAAUGUGCGGCAUGUGGCAAACUCGGUCACUGGGCAAAGAGAUGCUAUGCUGCAAGGCAAGGGUUUAAGCGCCGUGCCAAUGACAAUUCCUCAGAACCACAAGCCAAACGUAUUCGCGCGGUCCAGGAGGAGAUUGAAGACGGUCAAUCGAAAGAUUUUGUGUUUUAUGCGAUGGGUCGAAACGUUUUCAACUUUAAGGUAGAUGGAGUGGAUAUCCCCAUGACGAUCGAUUCCGGCGCAGAUGCUAACAUUAUCACAAGAAGUGUUUGGGAGCAAAUGAAGGAAGCGGGAGUGAAUGUUAGCGAUGCUACUACCACAGACAAACAGACGUAA